This is a messenger RNA of Phyllostomus discolor (pale spear-nosed bat), 1535 nucleotides long. It is a transcript of the gene MOK, whose product is annotated as MOK protein kinase. Gene Ontology annotation, biological process: intracellular signal transduction; protein phosphorylation. The coding region runs from base 249 to 1394 and encodes 381 amino acids. The record is from RefSeq and is a predicted model, not a curated record. The transcript is spliced from 11 exons. Lineage: Eukaryota; Metazoa; Chordata; Mammalia; Chiroptera; Phyllostomidae. Gene Ontology annotation, molecular function: protein serine/threonine kinase activity; ATP binding. Gene Ontology annotation, cellular component: nucleus; cytoplasm.
GCGCACGUGCGGGAGGCGGCCUCUGGCUGCGCUGGGCUUGACGGUUGCCAGGGUGACAGGGCUACAGCAGGGCGGCCCGAUACCACCCGUUAGGAUCCUGCGGCCCCAUCCGACCAGACCAGCGAUCACCACGGAGGUCCUAGUCCGGGACCCUGCCUCGGAGGAGUGGAAGCCAGGGACCACCCUCCCUGCCCCUUUCUUCUCCGUCCAGUGUCAGCACGGGGUUGUCGCCGGCUUCCGCAUCGAGGAUGAAAAACUACAGAGUAAUCGGCAAAAUAGGCGAGGGGACGUUUUCGGAAGUGGUGAAGAUGCAGAGCCUGCGAGACGGACACUACUACGCAGGCAAGCAGAUGAAGCAGCCCUUCGAGAGCCUGGAGCAGGCGAACAGCCUCCGGGAGGUCCGAGCCCUGCGGCACCUGAACCCGCACCCGCACAUCCUCACGCUGCACGAGGUGGUCUUCGACAGAAAAUCUGGGUCUCUUGCGCUGAUAUGUGAACUUAUGGACAUGAAUAUUUAUGAGCUGAUACGAGGGAGAAGACGCCCGCUGUCGGAGCGCAAGGUGGCGCGCUACGCGUACCAGCUGUGCCGCGCCCUGGACCACGUGCACAGGAGUGGGAUAUUUCACAGAGAUGUCAAACCGGAAAAUAUAUUAAUAAAGCAGGACGUCCUGAAGCUCGGGGACUUCGGGUCCUGCCGCAGCGUCUACGCCGAGCAGCCGCACACCGAGUACAUCUCCACCCGCUGGUACCGCGCCCCGGAGUGCCUGCUCACGGACGGCUGCUACAGCUACAAGAUGGACCUGUGGAGCGCCGGCUGCGUCCUCUACGAGAUGGCCAGCCUGCAGCCCCUCUUCCCCGGGGUCAACGAGCUGGACCAGAUCUCGAAGAUCCACGACGUCAUGGGCACCCCGCCCGCCAAGACCCUCACCAAGUUCAAGCAGUCGAGAGCUAUGAGUUUUGAUUUUCCUUUUAAAAAGGGGUCAGGGAUACCUCUCCCGACGGCCAGCCUGUCCCCGCAAGGCCUCUGCCUGCUGCGCGCCAUGGUGGCCUAUGACCCCGACGAGAGAAUCUCGGCCCACCAGGCCCUGCAGCACCCCUACUUCCGGGAGCAGAGGGCGGCGGAGAAGCAGGCUCCGGGCAGCCACAGAGACGCCGUCUUCCCCGAGUGCCCCGGGGCCGAGGACCCGCCCUGCGGCAACUGGCAGGCCUCCAAGGAGAGCAGAAAGCAGCAGUGGCCCCUGAAGCAGCAGGAGGACCGGCCCGGGAGGCCAGCACCCGCCGCCCGGACGGAGCUGCCCAGACUGAAGCUCUCAGGGAUGAUCAGCCUGCCGUCCCCCCGCCUGGCGCUGCCCCCCGUGUUUGGAGUCAGAGGGCACGGGCGGCCCCGCGGCUGAAGCCCCUGGAGUGCGGGGACGCAAACCAGAAGGUAGCACCUCAAGGGCUCCCCUGAGCGCAGCGGCCGCCGCCACGCGGGCCAGCACUGAGCGGCCGCCGUCUCUCCACCAGACAGACCCGCAGCCCGCCGCGCAGAAGGA